Molecule: messenger RNA, 482 nt
Organism: Ascoidea rubescens DSM 1968
Lineage: Eukaryota; Fungi; Ascomycota; Saccharomycetes; Ascoideales; Ascoideaceae
Exons: 1
Coding region: 99-392 (97 amino acids)
Source: RefSeq, a predicted model, not a curated record
GCUCCAGUUGACAUUGAAACCUAAAAAACGAAAGAAAGACUGGACAGGAGUGCCGGAAGUCCUCAGCACGUGGCACCUUUAACCGGUAGGCCUAAGAGAUGACUGACCGGUGCUUCUGCGCAGAUCUCAGCACAGCACAGAGUUCAUGUUCACGGAAACCAGGCAUUCUUCCGAACACGACUGCGAAUAACUGCAAAGUUCCGUCUCGAACCGGAGCUGUCCGUGGUGGGACAAUUGCAGAAACAGGCUGUGGCGAGUGCUGCUGGAGCUGUUCUGUUGGCCUGCAAAGACAGUGUGUGUUUCCUCUUGGUUUUGUCUCGUUUCUGGUUCUUUUUAUGUCUCUGGAGAUAGUUUUGAAGAUGCUUUCACAAAGUGGUUCUCGUACAUUGUAAAUACAGUGCUUGAAUUUGAUCUUUAAGUGCCUAUUUUCGCUUACCUGAGGCUGAGCAUCUAACGGUUGAGUUGUUAGAAUUUUUGAGAUA